This is a messenger RNA of Peromyscus maniculatus bairdii (prairie deer mouse), 2287 nucleotides long. RefSeq names its product ciliary microtubule associated protein 2 (gene Cimap2). Lineage: Eukaryota; Metazoa; Chordata; Mammalia; Rodentia; Cricetidae. The record is from RefSeq and is a predicted model, not a curated record.
AGUGCGGGGGUGGGGGCAGGCUGGAGGCCGGGUUCAGCGGGACUCCAUGUCCCCCGCGCAACACCAUGUCCACCACCACCCCGAAGUGGUUCAAAGGGGCGCCCUUCGGGGUGCAGAGUCACAGGUUUGAUGUCUCCUCUGUUUAUCCUAACAAGAAGAAGUUAAGCACCUUCACAGAGGCCCCGUACUCCAGGCAUCAUUCUGUGGAACAGUCCCAUAUAGGACCUGGGACCUAUAACUCCAAGGAUACGUGCUUCAGUAAGAAGUUUCUGGAACAGAAGUUGGGCACGGGCUGGGCUCGGGCCCAAGAAGCCACUCGGCUGACCCAGCUACCCCACUUCCAGUACCAGUCCAUCAUGAAGGAAAGACAGCAGCAGGUGCACAAGCUGGGGCCUGGCUCCUACAACUUCAAAGACUUCUUAACCCAGCUGCAGCAGAGACCACAGAGCAGGCGCGGACUGCUCAGCUCCGGGGAGACCCGCUUCCGAGGACUCAUCGGGAACUAUUAUCCAGGCCCUGGAAACUACGGGGAGAAGGGUAACCCAUACACGCGGCUGGAGGAGAAUGCCUGGAACCGCUCUCAUUCCGAGGGCCUCAUGUGUCGGAUGUCCAACAAGCCGCCCCCCUUAUCUCACCAGGGCAGUGGCCUGGGACCUGGGACCUACACCAUCAAAAGUGACAUUGAGAGCUAUGUGGCACGAUCCACUGGUACUCGUGGCCCCUAUGACAUUUUCUCUGGUGAACGAAGCAAGCCUGUGCCCUAUGGACAUUAUUCCACACAGAAAAAGAAACCCCGGGAACCAACGAGUUAUAAGAGCUUCGUGGACGAACUUAACUCAGCUCAAAACAAGAAACGUGGGGUUUUUUCAAAAUAUCCCCGAGAACCGAAAAAACCCACAGAGAGAAUUUUUUGGACCACCCUUAGUCAGUACCCCAGAAAUAUGGAUAUAGCUGGCCCUGGUUCUUGGACUCCUCAUGAGACGGAGCAGAAACACGUCAAUCGGCCACCAUUCCUCCUGGCCUCCAAGCGCUCAGGCAAUAAGGCCUACCAGAUGAUUAUGGGAAGCUGGAACCCAGUUGGGGUAGGCCGCUACCUCAACACCACGCUAUUGGAGACCAAAGACAGCCGGCAGCGAUACCGUUCUCUGUUCCUGAACGGAUCCAAGCGCUACCUGGAAGACCCAAGCCGAGACCACCUCCUGCAGGAACGGAUUACACCUUUUACAAAGGGCAAGUGCCCUCCCACUGUGGAUUACAAUUCAGAUCCUGUUCCUUAAAGCCACACGAGGAGGACCACCUGAUGCGCCCAGAGGGCCCAAGGCCUGAAGAGAAAUCUUGGCAUGGGAGGAUGGGAAAGGAAGCAGGGGCCUCGGAGAAUGCCUGGGGGAGGGGAGAGACCAGGAGGGUCAUCUUUGCGGUGGCCCUGUGGCCCAAAGUCACAGAGUCUGCUGGGACAGUUGGGGGCCAGGUAUCUUGUUACAAGAGAUCCAUUGUCCUGAGCAUUCCAGUCAGCUGGUGGCAUGAAUUUGGGAGCCAGACAGUAGGUGGGGGGGAGAGGGGCAUGUGGGUGACUCCCUGGAAACCUUCCACUGUUAAGCCAGAGCGUGGGUACCCAGCCCAUUGUCCCAGAGGAGGUGGGAGGGGAACAUUUGCCAUGCAGCAGUCUAGGCCCCUGCAGGAACACCCCACCUCCACACUAGGAUGCUUCUGGAAGCUCACCAGGGCUUCCUGCAAGGAGGAGGCUGCUGAUCUCCAGACAGGGGCCAGCAACUGAAAGAGCCUCUGCACCCCAGAGUCAGCACUGUGGGCACACAAGUAUAGUCAGGUGGGUCUGUGGGGGCCGAGUGACAACUUCCUGCCUUGCUUUCUUCGCUGUUUACAUCAAUGAGAGCUGAGUGGGGGUGGGGGGGUGAGGGUUGUCCCCAGAGAAGAGGGUGCUGGGACCCAGUGGACUCAGCCACAGACCUCACAUAAUAAAGCACAGUAGAUCCUUCCUCCAGAGCGGGUUUUGUCUCCCCAGUUGCGGCCUCACUUGUGCUAAAGAGGCUGUUGUGGGCGGAGGGAAAGUGUCUCUAUUCACAGAGAUAACUGAAUCCUCUCUGUAAAAGCUGACCCCGCUGACUCUUCAAACUGGCCUGAUAGUUAAUUCAUCAAGGUAACAGGAAAUAAGAUCAGUCUAUCCGAUGAACUCUCCAUAGACUAGAAAACACAGCGCUGCACACUGAAAUUUAAAAUGUCAUCUGUAGCAGCUAGGGAGCCCCUGACGCUGCCUAUUGGGGUUAGAGCA